UGGAUAAUAGGCAGAAAAUUCCACUGGUUAAACCCUAUUUCGGGAAUAGGCCUCCGAACAAUUUCUAUCAUUGGUUUACUCGGACGACUGUUGCGCGUCCGAGAGCUGUGCCGACGCCGUGAUUUCUUCCCUCUCCUUGCUCAAGCCCCCAGCAUCCUAAAAUCGGCCUCCCUCCGCUCAAGUUCGCGAGUUGCCCCGACAUCCAACCGGUGAGCCGAGCCUUCGUCGCGUCCGAGAGCUCCCCAGACCGAACCUCGCCGACUUUCGCCGAAAGCUGCCCCGAACGCCACCGGCAAUUGUCAUUGCAGAAUGACGAAGGCCAGAAAAUUAAUGAAUGUUGAUCAAUUUGAUGGAAGUAAUGGAAAUGCAAAAUCAUCCAAUAAAAAGAUCAUAGAUCUUAAACCUGUUCCCGCUUGCGCGUCAGGAGUUGGCUUGCCUUAUGCUCCCGAGGACUGGCCAAAUCCCGGAGAUAAUUGGACUUGGAAGGUAGGAAACAGAAAAGCUGCUAGUGGACACUGGAUUGACAGGUUUAUUUCUCCACCAGGCUAUUUCCCAAAAGUUUCAGGUUGCAAACCGAGGUUCCAAAGCAGAGUUUCUCUAGAGAAAUACAUUCGGAGUGAAUUUCCUUAUGCUGAUGCUGAUGCCUUUUUUGCUUCUUUUACAUGGAGAGUUCCUGCUGAGUGGACUAGCUUGGCAGGUGUUGAGAAGUCAUCUAAUGCGUAUAAAUAUAAUGGAAGUUUAGAGGUGAGUGGACUUCCUGGCUCAGAGUCAGCAAUUAAUUCCAGUGGAUGUAAAGCUGGUAAUGAAAUGUGCUCAAGCAUGAAAGAAAAUAAUGACCGGUUGAAAGUCAAGGCUUGUGAUAUAUGCUGCAAUGAAUCUGAAUUUUGCCGUGAUUGUUGUUGCAUCCUGUGCUGUGGGAGUGUUGAUUAUGCUAACGGAGGAUUUAGCUUCGUUAGAUGUCAGGCAAUACUGGAGAAAGAUCUUAUCUGUGGGCACCUUGCACAUAUCGACUGUGCCCUUCGUGCUUAUAUGGCUGGAACUGUAGGAGGAAGCAUUGGUUUGGAUGCAGAGUAUUAUUGUAGAAGAUGUGAUAAUAAAACAGACCUUAUACAACAUGUCAUGAAGAUGAUACAAAUUUGCGAAUCUUUUGAUUCCCGAGAUGAUAUUGAAAAAGUUCUGAAUUUGGGCUCUUGCAUUCUUUUUGGCUCGGAAAAAGUUAGAGCAAAGAAAUUGCGCCAUUCCAUUGGAACGAUUGUGUCAAAGCUUAACCGUGGAAUCAAUCUAGCUGAAAUCUGGAAAGCAGAGAAUGACAUCUCAACAAUUUCUUCAGCUCUUUCUGGUAGGGAAAUAAUAUUACUUGAUUCCCCAGAAAAUUCAAGAGAUGACACCCCCAUGGAAUCAAUAUUUGAUGUCGGGAAUUCAUUUCUUUAUGGUAAAAAUGAAGGGGAACUGCAGGGGCCAUUAUACAUUACAUCAGAUCAUACCGAUGUAUCUGCUAAGCUUGAAGAUGAAAUUGAUCACACCCUUCGUAGUUUAAAAGACUCACAAGAAUCUGAAUACAAGAUUGCUGAAGAAAAGCUUUAUGCCCAGAAAGACUUUCUUCUUGGUCUAUACCAGCAGCUUGAAGUAGAAAGAGGCGAACUUGCCAGGCAAACACCGUUCACUAAUGGCAGCGAUAGUGAUGCUUUGCUCACUAGUGUUCUAAGCAGAGUGGAUCAGAUAAAACGCGAAGAGAUAAAACUUAAGCAAAUGAUGAGAAUUUCUGAAGGAUGUGCACGCUUGCCUGGAACAAUCCUUAGGGACUACUUUGAUAUAUUAGUUGAUGACUGAAUCAAAUUAACCCUUCUUUCAUAGCAGUCACAUGCUAGAAGUAUUAUGUUGUUGUGCUGCAAUUGUCUGAAUGAAGAUGGAAAUGAUGAAGUUCAAGAUGUUCAGAAAACAGCUAUCAUCAAUCUAUCUGGAGCCUGUAAUGAGACUGGCUCAGGAGUCAGGACCAACUGUGAGUUUCAUAUUAGUUGAGAAAACAAAUAAUUUCUCUGCCAUUUGGUAUAUUUUUCUCAUUUACUUUGAUAUGAUAUGGGGUUGCAUUUUAACUUUAUGUGCAAUAUAUUAGCAAAUGGUUGUUAACUUUGGCAUAGUAUGCCUCAAUUUUCUUUAAAAAUAUGAUUAGUGAAAGCAUGUCUUUAGCUCCA
Messenger RNA from Dendrobium catenatum, 2192 nucleotides. RefSeq lists its product as uncharacterized. The coding region runs from base 310 to 1830 and encodes 506 amino acids. Lineage: Eukaryota; Viridiplantae; Streptophyta; Magnoliopsida; Asparagales; Orchidaceae. The transcript is spliced from 6 exons. The record is from RefSeq and is a predicted model, not a curated record.